Messenger RNA from Pyricularia pennisetigena, 1383 nucleotides. RefSeq lists its product as uncharacterized. Gene Ontology annotation, molecular function: pyridoxal phosphate binding; transaminase activity. Bases 1 to 1383 code for a protein of 460 amino acids. The transcript has a single exon. The record is from RefSeq and is a predicted model, not a curated record. Lineage: Eukaryota; Fungi; Ascomycota; Sordariomycetes; Magnaporthales; Pyriculariaceae.
AUGAUUACCCCUGCUGAGGGAGACUUCCCCCAGGGUCUCUCCGUCCUGCCGGACACCGAAGCCAUGGGUUGGGGAGCCGCAAGGCAGGCGCGAGCCCGCAAGCUCCUCCAAGAGUACCAGCAACGGUACGUCGCCGCCAAUCCCAAGUCGGCGGAUUCGUUCGGUCGCGCCUCGGCCUCUCUGGCGGGCGGCAACACACGAUCCGUGCUGCACUACGAUCCCUUCCCCAUGGUUCUAGUCUCGGGGAGAGAGUGUUUUGUGACUUCGGAAGAUGGCCGGGAGUAUGUCGAUUUCGUGUCCGAGUACUCUGCUUGCAUGCUGGGCCACUCGCAUCCCGCGGUGGCCGAGGCAGUUCAGGCCGUCAUGAGGAGAGGCAUCAACCUCGGCGGCGCGAGCAAGGAGGAGCAGGUUUUGGCCGCACUCUUGACGGAUCGCAUUCCCUCCAUGCAGAGGAUUCGCUUCUGCAAUUCAGGCACCGAGGCAAACACCAUGGCGCUCACUGUUGCUCGACACCACACUGGUCGUCAAAAGAUCCUCGCCUUCGAGAACGGAUACCACGGCGGCUUUAUUGGCUUCAACAGCGGAGUACUGCCGACGACACUGCCCUUCGAUUUUGUGCUGGCACGGUACGACGAUGCCGCUCACGUCCGCGAGCUGGCCGACGACUCAUUCGCCGCCAUCAUCGUCGAGCCCAUGCAGGGCGUCGGGGGCAUGAUACCCGCCUCCCGUGCCUUCCUGCAGACGCUGCGGGAGGUUGCUGAUGCGACUGGCGCCGUGCUGAUCUUUGACGAGGUCGUCACCUCGCGCCUGCACUACAAUGCACUCCAGUCCCACCACGGCGUCUUCCCGGACCUCACGACCAUUGGGAAGUUCUGGGGUGGCGGUUUCUCAUUCGGCGCCUUUGGAGGCAAAGCCAACAUCAUGGCGGCCAUGGACCCUCCGGGUGCCGGCGGUUCCACCGGCAGCGCCCAGCAGCAGCAGCAGCAGCAGCAGCAGCGCCUAAGCCACUCGGGGACAUUCAACAACAACGCCUUUAGCAUGACGGCCGGGGCGGUUGCCUGCCGGCUGAUCACGGGCGAGGCUAUCUCAAAAGCCAACGCGCUGGGCGAACAGCUGCGGGAGGGCAUCACGGCCGCCGGCAGGAGCGCGGAGUCACGCCCCUGGAUGUGGGCCAGCGGCCUCGGCAGCAUUCUGAACGUGCACUUUGGGGGCCCUGCCGCGGCAGAGCUCCGAGAUCUUUUCUUCUUCUUCAUGCUGGACCGGGGCUUCUACGUGUCGCGUCGCGGGCUGAUUGCGCUCAACUUGAUGCAUACGGACCACCACGUGAGCCAGAUGCUUGGUGCAGUGCGCGCUUUUGUUGAACUCGUCCGGGAAGCAACAUAG